Molecule: messenger RNA, 2825 nt
Organism: Gossypium raimondii (Peruvian cotton)
Lineage: Eukaryota; Viridiplantae; Streptophyta; Magnoliopsida; Malvales; Malvaceae
Product: kinesin-like protein KIN-13B
Exons: 12
Coding region: 305-2440 (711 amino acids)
Biological process (GO): microtubule-based movement
Molecular function (GO): microtubule binding; ATP binding; microtubule motor activity
Source: RefSeq, a predicted model, not a curated record
UCUCUUCCUCUCAGUGACUGACACAGUCCUCUUCUUUUUCACUCUUCCCUUGAAUCUUGUCUGAAACCAAAAGCUAAAGAAAUUCAAAUAUAAAAGAGAUUUUUUUUUCUUCUUUUGGGUAAAACCCUAUUGAGAUCCAAUUAAGUGUAAAUCGCGUGCAUUUUAUUUCUUUUUUAGUUUCAUUUUAAGAAGGGACUGAACAAGGAAAGCGUUGGAUCGAAGCAUCCAAGCUUUUGUUCUUUGUUAUAUAAAAACAUUAUAUUGCAAGUAUAAAUAAUCGAGGAAGGGGAGAGAGAGUUGGGAGAUGAACGGAAUGGGGAGACAGGGGAAGAGAUCUGGUGCGGCAGGGUUGCAGGUUCACCAUCAGAGACAAUACUCGGAUAACUUCUUGGAAACGACAUCCAAUGGAAGGUGGCUUCAGUCUGCUGGCCUUCAGCAUCUUCACUCUUCUAACAACUCUAUUCCUCCUCUUCAGGAUUAUGCAUUUUAUGGCGGUGGAGAUGGGGGAGGACAAGGGUCUAGAAUGUAUAGGAAUAUACAGAGGGAAUUCAGUAUGGGGAAUGACUUUUUCACGGAGCCUACAACUCCUCCAGUUGGUUCACGGCCGUCAAGCCAGAGGAUGAAUGGUGAUCAGUCACCCAAUGAGUUCAGUCCAGGUCUCUUAGAUCUGCAUUCUUUUGAUACAGAGCUUCUGCCUGAGAUGCCUGUUCCCAACCUGUAUAAUGGUCCUUCUCUCUAUAAUCCAGUUCGAGGUAGAAGCUUUGAUGACUCUGAACCCUAUAUUUCAAACAAACAAACAGGGGGAAGUGGUGUUGUGCCAGAGAAUGAGCUCCUGAAAAGCUUUGCUGUGGACAAAGAGAAGGUCAAUUCAGUUGCAAAGAUCAAAGUUGUGGUGCGCAAGAGACCCCUCAAUAAAAAGGAGUUAGCGAAGAAUGAGGAAGAUAUUAUAGAGACGCUUUCAAAUUCCCUGGUAGUGCAUGAGACUAAACUUAAGGUUGACCUUACAGAAUACAUGGAGAAGCAUGAAUUUGUUUUUGAUGCGGUGCUGAACGAGGAGGUCUCAAAUGAUGAGGUCUAUCGUGAGACAGUGGAGCCCAUAGUUCCUAUAAUUUUUCAACGCACUAAAGCCACUUGUUUUGCAUACGGUCAAACAGGGAGUGGAAAAACCUAUACUAUGAAGCCUCUUCCGCUUAAAGCUUCUAGGGAUAUUUUGAGGUUGAUGCACCAUACCUACAGGAACCAAGGGUUUCAUUUGUUUGUAAGCUUCUUUGAGAUAUAUGGAGGAAAACUGUAUGAUCUCCUCAGUGAUAGGAAGAAACUUUGCAUGCGAGAGGACGGUAAGCAGCAAGUUUGCAUUGUUGGCCUGAAAGAGUUCAGAGUAUCGGAUGUAGAGACUAUUAAGGAGCUUAUUGAGAAAGGAAAUGCCACAAGAAGUACUGGGACCACAGGUGCAAAUGAGGAAUCAUCCCGAUCUCAUGCCAUACUUCAGCUUGCCAUCAAGAGAUCUGUUGAUGGCAAAGAAUCGAAGCCUCCCCGUGUUGUUGGCAAGCUCUCCUUUAUAGAUUUGGCUGGAAGCGAACGAGGUGCAGAUACUACAGAUAAUGAUAAGCAGACAAGAAUGGAAGGUGCAGAGAUCAACAAGAGCUUGCUCGCUUUGAAGGAGUGCAUAAGAGCCCUUGACAAUGAUCAGGGUCACAUUCCUUUCAGAGGCAGUAAACUGACAGAGGUUCUAAGGGACUCAUUUAUGGGAAAUUCCCGUACAGUUAUGAUAUCUUGCAUUUCACCAAGUUCAGGGUCAUGUGAACACACUCUGAACACCUUAAGAUAUGCCGAUAGGGUGAAGAGCCUUUCAAAAGGGGGAAACUCUAAGAAAGAUGUUUUAUCUUCAACCAUGAAUCUGAAAGAAUCAACUGCUCAGCCCUUAUCAUCGGGUUUACCAACUGCGUCGACCUUCGAGGAUGAUAUUAACGAUACAUGGCCUGACCAAAAUGAAAGAGAUGAUUUCAAUGCACCAGAAGACUCCUUUGAGCAGGAGAAACUGAUGUGGAAGAAAAAUGGGAAGCUUGAUCAAUACGGUUUCUCUACUGCAGAGAACAAGUUGCGGAAGCCUAAUGGUCAGACAAAAUGGAAAGAACCAGUAAGAUCAGAUAUUAAGCAUUCAAAAUCAGAUGAUGAUUUGAAUGCUCUCCUACAGGAAGAGGAGGAUCUUGUAAAUGCCCAUAGGAAACAAGUGGAGGAAACUAUGAAUAUUGUCAAAGAGGAGAUGAACCUGCUGGUUGAAGCAGAUCAACCUGGGAACCAGCUGGAUGAUUAUAUAUCGAGAUUGACCACUAUUCUUUCUCAGAAGGCUGCCGGUAUCACACAGUUACAAACUCGCUUGGCUAAUUUCCAGAGGCGCUUGAAGGAACAUAAUGUGUUAGUAUCUUCAUCCGGCUAUUGAUUACAGAAUUGAAGAUAGAAGUCAAAACUAUUCAUUUGACUUCUCCCAGAUACAUUGCUAGUUUGGUUAAGAGUCUUUGGAUUUGUGAUUUUUUAUUUUUUACAAUUUUUAAGGGAGAUUCUAUUGAGAAUUUGAUUUGGCAGCAGUUUGCUGGAUGAUUCAGAUUCACCAUGUGAGCUGCCCUUCUUUCUUUUCCAUAAUGCUAUCCUCUUUUAUUUUUUUUCCCCUUUAUUUUGUUAUUUUUAAAAAGAAUUAGGCAUUAGGCAUUUUCAUGCCUUUUGGGUUGCUAUUGUAAAGUUCUGCAGCAUUGUAACUGGAAUCAUCCUAUGUUUCAUUUACAAAAAAGGAAAAAAGAAAAAAAGGCACUGCAUGAAUUAUUACGUAA